UUCUCUGUCUCUCACUUCCCCGCUCUUCCCUUUGUACUUUGAACGAUAUAUACUGCUAGGGUUUUAGGCAAUCAGAGAGGUAGUUAGUGAGUGCCCUGUGUUUACGAUAAAGAGAGAGAGAGAGAGCAAAAGAGGAAGAGGGCGAAGAUGGUGGCCGACAAGACCAAGAAGUUGAAAGUUGCCGAGAAGGGCGAGAACUUAGAGGAAAUUGACGGAGAGCUUGUCCUCUCUAUUGAGAAGCUGCAGGAGACCCAAGACGAGCUCGAAAAGAUCAAUGAGGAGGCAAGUGAUAAAGUUCUCGAAAUAGAGCAGAAGUACAAUGAGAUAAGGAAGCCUAUCUAUGAGAAGCGGAAUGAGAUUAUCAGAACUAUUCCUGACUUCUGGACAACAGCUUUUAUGAGUCAUCCUGCCCUUGGUGAGAUUCUGAAUGAAGAAGAUCAAAAGAUAUUUAAGUAUUUGAGUUCUUUGGAGGUUGAGGAUUUUAAGGACGUCAAAUCGGGCUAUUCAAUUACCUUUAAUUUCAAUCCAAAUCCAUAUUUUGAGGAUACAAAACUUACAAAGACUUAUACCUUCCUUGAAGAAGGAACUACAAAGAUCACUGCCACGCCUAUAAAAUGGAAAGAGGGCAAGGGUAUACCUAAUGGAGUCCAUGAGAAGAAAGGGAACAAGCGACCUCCAGCUGAUGACAGUUUCUUUAGCUGGUUCAGUGAUGUUGAGCAGAAAGAUGAUAUGGAUGACCUGCAUGAUGAGAUUGCAGAAUUAAUUAAGGACGACUUGUGGCCAAAUCCGCUUACUUAUUUUAAUAAUGAGGAGCCUGAUGAAGAGGAUGAGGAAGAUGGUGAUGAUGAGGUAAGUCAUGUGUUAUUUUGUCACAAUUGCUUACAUGAUCAAAAAAUAUUCUUUAGUGUUGAUUUUAUGGUUUUUAAUUUAUUGGAUCAAUGUAAUCACAUUGGGUUCAUUGUUUGUUAUGGUUUAUAAUUUUUUCAGUCUGAAAAUAUGUAGAAGUCGGUACUAAAGAGAUAUGGAGCUUAAGGUUCUGAGGAUAUAAGAUAAUGCAGAAAUUCAGAAUCAUAUUUAUGGACUCAAGCUAUUGUGUUUGAACUCAAAUAGAUGUUUGAUAAAUUAAGAAAAUUAAGGUUGUUGAUAAUCUGCAGAAAUCAUUGUUAUUCUUGACUAUAUAUGAUCUUGGUUCAACCAGUGAACGGCAAUUUUUUAUUUGUCUUCCCCCAGUAGCACAAGGCUUCUCACAAAUUAGCAU
Molecule: messenger RNA, 1258 nt
Organism: Neltuma alba
Lineage: Eukaryota; Viridiplantae; Streptophyta; Magnoliopsida; Fabales; Fabaceae
Product: NAP1-related protein 2
Exons: 9
Coding region: 148-978 (276 amino acids)
Biological process (GO): nucleosome assembly
Cellular component (GO): nucleus
Source: RefSeq, a predicted model, not a curated record